AUGAGGAUCCGACUGCAGGGUCCGGGCCAUGCUGCCAGCCUUCUCUCACAGCUCAACCUCUGCCGCCAGUCCCGGUUGUACUGUGAUGUGUUCCUACAGGUGGGCAACCGCUCAUUUGCUGCACACCGUGCUGUGCUAGCCUGUGCCGGAACAUACUUUCGCAGCCUCUUUGCUCGGGCCCAGACAUCUUCCACCACUGCCUUUACUUUGAAGUUUAUUUCCCCUGCUAACUUUGAGAGGGUUCUGACAUUCAUCUACACAGGAGAGAUCUUGACUGACCUCAUAGAUGUAGGGGUGCUGUAUGAGCUGGCUGAGAGACUGGGCAUUAGUGAACUGGUGAGGGCCUGUCAUGCCACCUUCCCUGACCUGCAGGUUUCCGUAUCUGCAAACUGUAAAGCCAGUGGGACUGUAGACCUUGGUCUGGACUCCAGUGUUGUUGCUGCUGGUGCUGUUCCUACUGUGUCUGCAUCAUCCUUGUGCUCAUCUGCAGCCUCCUGCUCUUCUCUGUCCUCAUCAGCAGGGCCCUCAGCCUCUCCAACACCAGCUGCUGCUUCCUCACCUCUUAACCAGGGCAGGACAACCAGGGCCAGCAGUGGCACCACCUCUCUGUCUCUAGACCUCAAGGCUGAAGGUGUCCACUCUCACUUGGGCUAUGAGCAGGUGCAAGUGCCAACAGAUAAUCAGCUGUCAGGUGAGGACAGCCUUUUAACCAACACCCACUGCAUUCAGACUGAUGGCACACUACCUCCAGGUUCUGUGCUCCAGCUGAAGACCGAGAAGGGGGAGGAGGAAGAGGAGGUGAGGUGUGGGGGGACCUGUAACAAUGGGAAGAGAACUACUGGGCAGAUGGUUUGUGGGAGCACAGUUGGCUCUUUGCCCCAGGGCUCUGACUCUGUGCCCUCUGACCCCUGCUCCUUCCCUGACUCCUCUGUUCAGCUCGGGGCAGAAGCCUGCCCUCCCACAUCAUCCUCGGAAGACCCCUUAGGCAACCUGCAGGUGGAGGUAGUAGAAGGCGGAGUGGUGGAGGUAGCCAGGGAUGGCAGGCUUAUGUUCGGGGAGGUGGAGGAAAUAGAGAAUGAGGAGGAGAGGGACGGAACAAUGGAGAGAGGAGAGGAGGAACAGUGGAGACAGCUGGCAGGGGAGAUCAUCGAGCUCAGUGAUGAUGAGAACUACAUGGAAGUGGAAGAGGAUGAUGAAGACGACCUGGUGUUUGUUGAGAACGGCGCGGGAGGGGAUGCUAGUGGCCAGGUGUCAGCGGCCAUGGUGGCAUGUAAAGCCUGUGCAGUGUCUCUUCCAGUGGACUCAGAUGCUCUGGGGGCACACGCAGAAAGCCACCUGACAGAGACGGGACUAUGCAGGGUGUGUGGGGCUACGUUUGCGGACCGCGCUGCAAGUGUCUCUCAUGCCCUGUCCCACGUUGGGGUCCAGCUGUUCUCCUGCGACAUGUGUCAUCUGCGAUUCUGCAGCAAAAACAAACUGCUGCGUCAUCACCGCCAGGCGGCCUCCAAUUAUACCUUGCCACAGGCUGCGCUGGCCAAUAGCACCCAGAGCCAAGGUUCUGAGCUGCAGUGUGCAGUGUGCAACAAAAGCCUCAACAAACAGUUUCAGAAUGUCAGAGACCACCUGCUGAGCCACGUGUGUCCUCAAAGCCUGAGUUGUGGUGUGUGUCACCUCCCCCAGCUAUCCCUGUGUUCCCUGCUGUGGCACACUCUCACCCACCUCUCUGUGCCCAUUUACUCCUGCCCACACUGUGCCCACAGCUUCCUAGAGCGCUCCUUCCUGGAAAGACAUAUGGCUGCCCACGCUGAGGAGGCCGCCAUUAAAGAGAGACAGCGGUCCGCUCUACUGGCUUUUAGGAGCGGGGCAGAUGGAGCAGCAGCAGGAGAAGGUGGUGGAGGAGAAACAGGGGAGUUAUAUUGCCUCCUGUGCCCGCAGACAUUCCGCUCCACCUCUGCCUUUCAGUACCACCUUAGCCAGCAUAGCAACGAGUCCCUGGGGAGCAGUGGAGGUGUUGGGGGUCCAGGCUUGCUAGGCAAACGUAAAGCUGACCAGCCUCAGGAGUGUCCUUCCUCCUCCUCUCCACGGGAGGUAGGUGGCCUGGUUAAAAUGAGUAACAUAGGCUUUGGCCUGGGGAUGGGCUUCAACCUAUCAGAUAAGGUAUUACAAGGGCCAAUACACAACUUUCCCUCUGGGGUCCUGACCAAUGGAGGUUGUGGGCUGGAUGGGCCAACUGUAGCAGCUCCAGCAGGAGUACGUGAGAAGUGGUACCGUUGUCGCUACUGUGGUAAGCGCUUUGCUCACUCAGGGGAGUUCACCUACCAUUUACGCAUCCACACUGGGGAGAAGCCCUACCAGUGCAAGGUGUGCCUUCGCUUCUUCCGGGGCCGAUCCACCAUGAUCUGCCACCUGAAGACUCACGCUGGUGCACUCAUGUACCGCUGCACAGUCUGCGGCCUCUACUUCUCUACACUGAAGCUGAUGUCCUCCCAUAUGGAGCUCCACAAAGACCACCUGCCCCCCGACUUCAACAUCGAGCAGACCUUCAUGUACAACGACCAUUCAAAAGAGCCCUUGCCACCCAUGGACACCUGAUCACCUGCGGUGUCUACCUCCUCAUUCUGUUCCGUUGCGUUUUGGUCUCUUGGUCUUUCCGUCUCUGUUUAUCUCUCUGUGAUGCCUCUUUAGUGUCUGGUUGUUGUUGACCACAUAUACAUAAACACAAAUAUAUCUAUAAGCCUAGACUUUUAGAAUGUAAUGAACUUAUUUGACGUUUUUUAUAUAUAG
Messenger RNA from Lampris incognitus (smalleye Pacific opah), 2784 nucleotides. Its product is annotated as zinc finger and BTB domain-containing protein 39. The transcript has 3 exons. The record is from RefSeq and is a predicted model, not a curated record. Gene Ontology annotation, cellular component: nucleus. The coding region runs from base 1 to 2592 and encodes 863 amino acids. Gene Ontology annotation, molecular function: protein binding; DNA-binding transcription factor activity, RNA polymerase II-specific; RNA polymerase II cis-regulatory region sequence-specific DNA binding. Lineage: Eukaryota; Metazoa; Chordata; Actinopteri; Lampriformes; Lampridae. Gene Ontology annotation, biological process: regulation of transcription by RNA polymerase II.